Messenger RNA from Entamoeba nuttalli P19, 1323 nucleotides. RefSeq names its product hsp70 family protein. Gene Ontology annotation, cellular component: nucleus; cytosol. Gene Ontology annotation, biological process: protein folding. The coding region runs from base 1 to 1323 and encodes 440 amino acids. Lineage: Eukaryota; Evosea; Mastigamoebida; Endamoebidae. Gene Ontology annotation, molecular function: ATP binding; ATP-dependent protein folding chaperone. The transcript has 2 exons. The record is from RefSeq and is a predicted model, not a curated record.
AUGACAGAUAAUCUUGUGAUAAUUGGAAUAGAUUUAGGAAGUGAAAAAAUUGUUAUCUCUAAGUGGGAGGGUGUUACACCUAAUUUCUUAAAGCCAUCAAUAGAAAGUCGCUUUCAAGGGAGUGCUACUUAUACCACAUCAUUCCAAUUUAAUGAAAAGAGCAUACUUGAUAAUGAAUUAAAGUUUCCAGAAAGAGUAAUUCAUCAUGUUUGUCAAUGGCUUGGAAAUAGAAGACCAAGUAUUAUCAAAGGAAAAGAAUGUGUUAAUGGAUGUUUUGAUUGUGAACAUUUUGGAGAAGUUCGUAUUGAAGUUAUUUUAUCAAUGAUGAUAAAAAGUUAUUUAGACGAAUUAAAAAUAGAUAAAAUAGAUCAAAUGGUUAUUAGUGUCCCUUAUACAUUUGGUUUUCUUGAAAGAAAACAAAUUAAUGAAGCAAUGUCAUUAAUUGGAUUUAAUGAUGUUGUUAUUAUUGGAGAAGAUGUAGCAUCAAGUGUAUCAUAUUUAUUUAAUAUGUAUUGUAUUAAAAUUCUAGAAAUACCAGGUUUUAUUAAGCCAUUAGUUUUAUUAGAUGUUGGGUCAAGUCAUACAUUUUGUCAGUUAUGUAUUUUUGAUAGAAAUAAAAUUCUUUUGGUUUCAAGAAGAAGUAUUGAAUUUGGAGGACAGAAUAUUGAUGAAGAAUUAAGAGCUUUAGUAAUGAAUAAAAUCAAAGAAUUAGAUGAUGACGAUGUAAAAGAAUUUAUGGAAGAAAAUGGUGGUGAUGAAAAAAAGAUGAAAAGACUAGAAAGUAAAGUUCAACAGAGUUUAAUUAAAUUAAAGACAUUAUUCUGUAAUGGUGGUGUGAAUGAAGGAACACUUAACAUUGACCUAUCAAGUGAAGUAACCGCAGUCGUAGAAGUUACAAUAGAAGAUAUGAAUAAAGUGAUGUCAAAAAUACUUGAAGAGACAAAAAGAGUCAUUGAAGAAGUUAUAGAAGAAGGUAAGGAUAAAAUGAAGUCUAUGGAUAUUGAAAAUAAAAUUCAGGAAGUUUGCAUUAUUGGGUCUUCUGGAAGAAUUUCUCUUUAUAGAACAUUAAUUGAAAGGAUAGGACUAACUCCAUUAAUGGUUCUUGAUAAUGAGACAUGCAAUAGUUGUGGUGCUUGUUGUGUUGCAAAAAAACUUAGUAUUAGUUCUGAUGAUAUAGAAAAAUAUCAGAGUGAUACAAAUCCUGAAGAGUCUCAAAAAGUUCAUUCAAUUAAAUUCUUUUAUAUUGACCGUUGGAUAGAGAAAGGAGAAUUUCAAAUUAAUGGACAAGAAUAUCCAGAAAAUUCAUUUCUAUUUAGAAAUUAA